Messenger RNA from Rotaria sordida, 1696 nucleotides. The record is from the annotation of a GenBank genome assembly. NCBI's taxonomy places the organism in Eukaryota, Metazoa, Rotifera, Eurotatoria, Philodinida, Philodinidae.
CUGAUUUUUCCAGCGAAAACUAACAUAAAAAGAAAAAUUCAUAACUCCACCAAGAUUUGUUUUCAUGAAAAUCUUAAGGGUCCUCUAUAUACUCUGAAAGUUUCACAAUUCUAUCACUCUCUUUUCUAGAGUUAUGGGACAUUUCUACAAGUACGAGUGAGGGUUUUGGCAAAGGGAUCACUGAUGCUUACAUCCACAUCCUUACUUAUAGAAAUCUCUUAUAAUUCGAGAAAAGAGAGUGAUAGAAUUGUGAAACUUUUAGAGUAUAUAGAGGACCCUUAAGACUGCUACCAAAACAAAUUUCGGUUCUGUGUGAGUUUCCUUGGUGGAGUUAUGUGAAUUUUUCUUUUUAUGUUAGUUUUCACUGGGAAAAUCAGAAAAAUGAUCGUAAGCCGUCGACCGGAACCCGUUUAGGCUUUUUACCUAUUCGAAAUCUUCUAUCGAAUGAUACAUAAACGAACGAAACCGGAGCGAGACAUCUGAGAAUGUUCCGUCGUAAGUGCACGAACUCUUUUCAAGGUAUCCAUAGCUCAUUGGGGUAUACAGAAUGCACAUAGUCAUGACUUAAAAGCAAUUAAUCAUUUGGAGAACUUCGCUCGUAAGUAAAAGGAUGAUGAAGAGAUGUCUUCCAAAAUAGAUAGUAUAAAACAAUCUCCAUGUGAUUAGUAACAGCAAUUAUUAUCGCUAUGUAAGAGAGAACAUCUCAGGCCAUCGAAAUUUGAUUGGUCAGCAAUUGAUCAAUCAGAUGAGUUAUUAGUGGAGAAUUUUCAAAACGAUGUUCUGAAGUUACUCUCUUUCGAUUUACGCAAGGCCGACAUUCUUAGCUUGUUUCGUUCGAGAGUUAUAAGGUUUUUUUCGAAGAUUCUCCGAUUUUGGCCAAUUAACCUAUGACUAAUCAUAAAAGCGGCUAGGCACAGAUAACUCACCAUGCUGAGUCCAAUAGUGAUAUUUGUUUUUAGGUUCGAAUUGAUCUGACAGUGUUAUCUCAAUAUAUCCGAAAUGUCGACUGCUUUGUUACAUAUGGAGGUUGAUUGUGGAAGUUCAGAAAUAUUGAGAUAACACUAUCAGAUCAAUUCAAAACUAAAAACAAAUACCACCAUUCGACUCAACAUGAUGAAUUACUCCUGUCUAGAUGCUUUUCCGGGUGAUCACAGAGGUCAAUUGGUUGAAAUCGGAGGCUCAGAAAAAGCCUUAUAAAACUUCAAUGUGACAUACUAGAGAUGGUCAAUGUUUGACCAAUCAAAUUUCGAUGUUCUAUCUUGAAUAGUGAAAACCGCAGGUCUCUAUGAUAUUCCUAUUGAAAUUUAUUCAAAACAAUAUUGACCUGCUUUAUAUUUUGGUGUCGAUAAUACAUUGUGUCUUAUAUUUUAAUAUCACAGAAAUUAUUCUAACAACUUUUUUUAUUUAUUUUAAGCUUGUUAAUCCUUCAAAUACAAAUGAAGAAGCUAUUGCAGAAACAAUUAAAACACGUCUUUCUGGCAUACCUGGUAUACCAUUUAUAAAUAUAAUUGAAGAAGCAUUUAAAUUAAAAAAAUUUACUGUUGUUAGACGAUUACUUGAUGUUAAAGUUAGUUUAAGUGCUCAAAUUGAUAUAUUAUUAAAAUUAAAUGAUAAAGAAGAAGCUUUACAAAAAGCACUUUCUUGUGGUGAUACUGAUUUAGCUCUUUUUGUUCUUAUGCGUAUUAAAUCAAGUGAA